Hibiscus syriacus is the source of this 598-nucleotide messenger RNA. RefSeq names its product F-box protein At5g50450-like. The transcript is spliced from 6 exons. Bases 35 to 583 code for a protein of 182 amino acids. NCBI's taxonomy places the organism in Eukaryota, Viridiplantae, Streptophyta, Magnoliopsida, Malvales, Malvaceae. The record is from RefSeq and is a predicted model, not a curated record. Gene Ontology annotation, molecular function: protein binding.
UUAUGAGAGAAAAAAGGAAAAGAAAAAAAAAGUUAUGUUGCAGAGGAAAAAGCAACGAAUUUCUCGUAAAUUCACCCAGAAACCGGAUCCGUUCGAUGGAUUACCAGACGAUCUUGUAAUUUCCAUAAUUUCAAAGCUCGCUUCUUCGGCUUCGUCUCCUCCUGAUUUCUUCAGCAUUCUUUUAACAUGCAAGAGAAUAAACCUUUUAGCAGUUCAUCCUUUGAUUUUAUCAAAAGUUGGCCUUAAAGAUUUUGCCGUCAAAGCUCGGAAAUGGUGCGAUUCAGUUCACCGUUUUCUCAAACAGAACGUUAACGCCGGCAACGAUGAAGCUUGUUAUAUUCUCGGCAUGAUCCGAUUUUACUGCUUGAAAAACCGAAGAAGCGGAGAGUCAUUAAUGGCGAAACCAGCAAUCAAAUCCCACACGCCAUCUAUAUGCUCGCUCGCAGUCAUACAAUUCAACGGAAGCGGUAGCUCGAAAAUCAAUAAGGAACUCCGCGCCGGAGUAGCUUUAUGCGAACGAGCCGCUUUCCUCGGCCACGUGGGCGCAUUGCGUGAACUCGGUCACUGCUUACAGGAUGUGUAAACACUAAUUUUAUUA